AAAAUUAUUUUGACAUUAAAAUACCAAAUUUAGUUAAUUUCAAUAUCAAAUUUGGUAUCAUUGUUGAAGAUGCUUUUAUAUUCAGUAUUGGUAAAAUAAAUAAAGCAAAGUAUACUCUUAGCUUACAAGAUAUAUCAAAUUCAGGUUUAAAGUUUAAAGGCUUCUACACCCAGGUUUGGGAUUCGAAUCCCAGACUAUGCAAUUUAUUGCAGAUUACAGGAAAUUCAGGUUUCAAGUCCCGGAGAAAGCGGUUUAUUAAACAAUUAUGCAGACUACAGAGGAAAAAGCUUGUAAGGGAUCUUCAACAUGGUGCAAGUAAAUCUGGCCAGGCGUGGAUCUUCAUAGGACGGCUCAGGUGAUGCAGUUAGGUGUAGGUCUUCAUAAGGCAGGUAGUAUUGUCGGUUGUCGAAUGGUCUAUGUAAUCUUUCCUAUAUUAUAAUUGUAAGAUCGUAAUAAAUCAGCGUUAAAAAAAAAGAUAUAUCAAAUUCAAAUUAUUCUCCCUUUUGCAUUUAUUAUAUCUACAAUUUGCAUUUCAACUAAUUUAUUAUAUAAUAUACUUUUGAGAUAUCCGCCGUUAAAUGGGUCCGAAAUGCCACUUUGAAGUUUAUGAUUUAUUUUAAAUAAAACAAAUUACUUCAUUAAAAUAGUCCCCAACGAAUCUAUCGUCGUACUACAUAAUCAAUCUCGAUCAAGUCACUAAUGCGGCAUCUAUAUGUAAUCUCUACAAUACAAACAAGGUGCUGACUAUUUUAAUAUACUAAAUACAGAUACUAUUGUGCUACCACAAUACAGUUUCAUGUCGAAGAGUUGUUUUGUUAAGGAAAAAACAAAUGGUUGAGAUAAGUUUGUCUGGACUGAUGAUGACUUGCAAACCUCACAGAGACCUAUGUCCUGAAAAGAAUUUUGAGUAUGCAUGGAAAUAAAAAGGAUACAUACAAAGAAUCUCACCAUUCCUGUUUAUUCUUUUUUUUUUUCCAUUCCUGUUUAUUCUUUCUUGGCAAAUGUUGCAAAAUGUAAAAAAAGGAGGCAUAAAUGAAGGUAUCCCUAAAAUGAAUUGGCUGAAUAAAGAAUGAUACAACUAUUAAGUACAUUAAUCAUUUUCUUAUUUUUAUUUUCGUGGAGAAAAAUCCAUAAAAUCAGCACCUCGAGGGAGGAAAAGAGGGAAGAAGCACCUAUAAAAGUGAACACUAAAACCCAAAAUACACAAAUAAAAAUAUGAAACUAAUUAAAACACCACUUGUUGUCAAAAAAUAAAUAAAUUAAAACACCACUCAAAACCCUAAACAUUCAAUGACUCUUUACUUUUAUUAAUCUUUUAGUAAAGAAAGGGACCAAUGUACGUUAUUAAUUUAUUAGCAUGUUGUAUGUUGAUCACUGAAAUAUUUUUUUUUUUGGGUUCAAAUCACUGAAAUAUUUAAGAGUUAAUCUUCACCACAAAAUUUCAAUGUCAAUGUAAAAUACCUUUUGAAAUGACCUCAAGAAUUUUACCACCAAAAAAGAGUCUUUUAAUCGGCUCACCCUAUCUUUCUUUUUGAGUCAUAUAGCUCAAUUUAUAUGUAUUUCCGAUGUCAAAAUAAAGUUGACAAGAAAUCAACUUGUAGUCUGUGUAUAUUGUAAUCAGUUGUUUCCUUGUCAAGGAAGAGUUAAUUAGCCUUCAUCACCAUCCGAUAUAUAAAUCAAAAACAUUAGAUACAAAAAGACAUGCUUGAAAUGGUCAACAUCGAGAAUUUUGUAAUCAAACCUAACUACUAACAUUGAAACUUAUAUAAUCAUAUUCAAAUACUAAGGUACUCAGGCUCAUGAUUGUAACUUUUCUAUGUUAUUUUCUUGUGCUUGUAUCCAACCAUUAUAUAUUUUGUUCAAAAAAUAAUCAAUUUUUCCAAAGUCCCAAAAGAAAAAGAGAUGAUGGAGUAGCGCUUCUUGCAAAGAGGAACAAACGUAUUACAAUUUUCAAUUUAUUUAUCAAGUGUAAGAAACAAUAGUCCCACAAAAUAAACUAGAUUUCAUGAACCAAAUGCCGUCCAAUAUGUCUUAUUUUCUUCAAAAAAAACAUUACUCUUUUUUCUCAUUUCAUUUUCAAAUCUCAGCUUUUUUUCUUCUUCUUGUACAAGGAAAUUACUUAUCAUCUUUCCUCCUCAGUAGGAAACACUCAUCAUUGUACCCAACAAUCACUUUCAAUCCUCAGAAAUCAGAAUCAAAAACCUCUUCGUUCUUCUUCCAUAUAUACAUUUACACUCAUACAUACACACACCUUCCCAAUCUCUACUCUAUAUAACCUUUUCCCUCUCCUCCAAUUCUCUCUCUCUCUUUAUAUCUUUUCAAUUUGAUAAUCGACCCAGCUCACCAAAGAUCAGAUCUUUGACAAAAAAAUGGAUCCGUCCUCUGCUACCUCAGUGAACGGAUACUACUCAUUUCUAAACAGAUCAAUGGAUGAUCUCGAGAGGGUUUACCUCUCAAACAACUUCAUGUCCGUACACUUCUUACAGAGAGCUCUCUGUCUUCUCCGCACCUCUCACUCACACCUCACUCUCCUCGUUCAAAAGCUUCAGCUCCCCGUCGGCGAUAAAUGGCUUGACGAGUAUAUGGACGAAAGCUCCAAGCUUUGGGAAGCUUGUCUCGUCAUCAAAACCGCCGUUUCUUCCGUCGAAAGCUUCUCCUCCGCCGGUAUUUCAAUCGCUUCGACCCUCGACGGCCAUUAUCACCACCGUCGGUUAUCUCCUCAGCUUUCUCGUCAGGUGAUAAGGGCGAUAGCAGGGUGUGGGAGAGAAGCGAUAGGGAUAGAGGAAGAGAACAGAGCUUUAAUGGAGAAUCGAGUGCAAAGGUUCCCUUUUUGGUCGGAACAGACGGCGGCGAUGGAGUCGUCGACGAAGUUACAGAACGGGUUCAGUGGUUUCCGCGGCGUGCUCUACGCGACGAGGAACAUGAGCUCGCUUCUACUCAUGGUUUUGAUUCACGGUCUCGUCUACUGUUUCCCCGGCGACGCAACGCUGUCUCAAACGCACACGCAGAAUCAAGUCGGCGGUUUUGUCGGAGCGAUGGGGAGGUUGCAGCAGAGAGUGGCGGCUGAGGUGGGGAGGAUGGGGGUGAGGAAGGGGAUGUUGAUGCACGAGUACAGGAGGAGCAAGGCGGCGUUGGAGGAGCUGAAGGCGGAGCUUGAGAGGAGAUUCUGCGGCGGCGGCGGAGGAGGGGAAAGCGAAGAGGAGGGAGAGAGGGAGUUGAGAGAGAGAGUGGAGAAUCUGAAAGGGUGUUUUGGUAAUUUGAGGAAUGGGACAGAGAGUAUUGUGGCGCAAAUUGAUGAUUUGUUUGAUGAAAUUGUUGAAGGAAGGAAGAAGCUUUUGGAUUUCUGCAGCCAUAGAUGAAUAUCAAAAGCUGACAUUUUUCAGUUUCAUAAAUAACCAAAAAAGAAAGAAAAAAUUAGAGUAGACUUUAGGCUUAGCGGAAUCAUUUGGUAGGGGGAGUUGUUGUAACUCUCUUUUUAAUUUUGCUGCUAUGAAAAGAAAUUUCUUAUUUUUUUUGGGUCAGUCUGCUCUAUUUUAUGGACUAUAAUUCUAGAAAUAGAAUGUAUUCUCUGAAUCAUAUCUUAAAGUAAAUGUCUGCUUUUCAGUUUUGGUUCCAGCCCGUUGCAGAUGUUUGUUGUUCAAUAAAAUUUCAAAACAAUUUUUUAAUCUAAUGUCUGCUUUAGAAAUUUCAAAACAGUUUAGGCAUUCUCUUAUAUGAAUUAAUGGGUAAAUAUUAGAUUUAUACCAACAACAGAUUUUCAAUGUUAUUUAUUUUAAAUUUUCAGUAAUGCUGAAUUUUGAUUUUAUGAAACUUUGACUGAAUAACACAAAAUUUAAAAUCUUUUAAUCAUGAUUUACAAAUACAUAUACAACCUAAUAGUAAUACCAAAUUCUGUAGUCUUUAGUUGAAUAAUACCAUAUUGUGGUUAGAAUUACAACAGUCAUGUCUCAAAGUGAAACUUCAGUGAAAUAUUUGAUCAUCCACUUUCACUAAUAGGACCAUAUAUCAAUGGACUAUCACAACUUACUUUUAGAAUUUUGGUUAAAGAUGAGGGAGUCAAAGGGAGUGCUUGUUGUCCUCUUAGAGAUAGUUGGAGAAGAAAAGUAAUGAACAAGGCCAAUGAUAAAAACUAGAAAUUUGAUUUGAUUUGAUUCACAUAAGAGAAAGAAGAGAGGAAAUAAUAAUUUGAACUGUGGUUUUAUGGUGUUCAUCAAAAAUAAUUAUGGGAAUGUAUCCUUUGUAUAGCAGAUUUGUCUUUUGAUUCUUUGGCACUCUCAUCCAAGUUUACAUGCUUUGGGGCACACCAUUUGGUGGCUUUUAUGUCAAUAAUAGUUAUGAUUAUUACCAGUUUCACAUCCUAAAUCCUCCCCCACCCACUGUUUCAAAGCACUCCAAUCUUUACUUCUUCAAGUUUAAUAUUACUUAUUUUAAUAUUCACUUUACACACUCACUCAUCUCUGCUUUCUCCUUUUUCUACCCAAAAAAUAUCUUUGACAAAAUACUCAUUUUUGUAUCUGUGAGUAAAUCUCAACCCUCGAGAAUCACUUGGUAUAUGUGUAUCAAUCAAGUACCCAAAGUGCCAAUUCCCAUUACUGUUCGCUCUCUAAAUCCUUGACUUUCCAAAGGAAAAGUUGAACCCACUAGAAAUGUUUUGUUGAAAUAUCAAAAAUGAGUCUUAAGACAUUUCAUCUAAUACAUAGCUAAAAAAUGUUCAACUAUCAAUUUUUAAGAAAGGAAGAGAGACACCAUCCUUUUGCCCUCGACUUUAAUUUGUGUAUUUGCCUCGUUGGCCUUCUAUAUUCAUCUCAUAAAACAAAUUUCAUAGGCUUUGCCAGAUCAAGAAAAAAAAACAUAGGGCUUUGAUAAAAUAAUUCAAUAAUACAAGUAAAAAAAUGUGAAGUGAAAAUAAUAAUAUAAUACUAUAGACAAGGA
This is a messenger RNA of Brassica rapa (field mustard), 4932 nucleotides long. RefSeq lists its product as uncharacterized. NCBI's taxonomy places the organism in Eukaryota, Viridiplantae, Streptophyta, Magnoliopsida, Brassicales, Brassicaceae. The record is from RefSeq and is a predicted model, not a curated record.